GCGAAAAGUUUAUCGGGAGGAGGAGCCAAUAUAUUCGUCGUCUUGCCCUCUCUUUCCCGUCCAGAGCUUCCCCUCGAUCUCCAUUUUCUCUCUAAAACCAUUUCUCUCAUUUUUUUUCUCUGAAACUAUAUUCUUUCUCACACACACUCUUCGUGAGAAUGAAAAAGUGGUACACCUUCAGUGCUGUGAGAGAGAUCGCCGAGAUUUGGGCAAAAGACGCCGGCGGUAAAGGACAGAACUUCCGGCGGAAGUUGUGGGGAACGCUCUCAAAGGCCGGGUUGAUCGCCGGAACGGCUGAGAGCAUGGCCCAGAUCGGCGGCGCGGUUGCUUCAUCUACUAAGCACGGCUUCCGUAAGACGGUCGAGAGCAUUCGUUCGCGAUACGACGCACAUCCCUCAACUGCCGAAAUGUUGAAGAGAAUCGAUGAAAAUGUGCUGGAGCUGCUGAAAUACCACAAAAUCAUGGAAAGAAGUUCGCAAGAGGAUGGGCGUCAGGGCGGCGGCGGCGGCGGGAGCCUUCCGAUCAAAGGUGGCGGCAGCAGGGGAGGUGCUGAAGAGGAGAAGAAGAAUGGAGAGAAGGGCACCGGGGGAGGGCCUGAUGAGAAGAAGAAGAAGAAUGGAGACAAUGGGAAAAAUGGCGGCGGUGGAGGAAACGGCGGCGGCGGCGCCAAGGAGCCCAGCAAUGGUCACAAUGGUGCGGAAAAUGGGGGGUCUGAUGUUCCCCCGCCGUUCCCCUUCGAUAUGGACCUCUACUGACUAGUCAAGAGCCGCAGGAAUAAAUGCAGAUGUCGAUUGUGGGAAUGAAGAAGAAUAAUUUUGGCUUUUUUGUUUCAUUUCCUCGGAUCUGUUUUUUUUUAAAGCUUUGGCUGAUGUGUUGUUUGAAUGAAUGAAUGAAAAGGAACUAU
This is a messenger RNA of Cuscuta campestris, 904 nucleotides long. The record is from the annotation of a GenBank genome assembly. NCBI's taxonomy places the organism in Eukaryota, Viridiplantae, Streptophyta, Magnoliopsida, Solanales, Convolvulaceae.